Messenger RNA from Sclerotinia trifoliorum, 2929 nucleotides. Lineage: Eukaryota; Fungi; Ascomycota; Leotiomycetes; Helotiales; Sclerotiniaceae. The record is from the annotation of a GenBank genome assembly.
ACAACAACGACGACCACCAUCGAAAACGAGAAUACAUCGAUAUCUUCUCUUACCUUUCAUGAAUAAUCGAUCAAUUAUAUAGCAUUCCACUUACUGCAGGAGGUACCAUUUAGAAGCUGUACUUACGGACUUGGAUUGAGGCGUGGGUCGUGAGAGUGUUGAACACUCGGGAGUGCGCGGACAUCCGAGGUCUCAAUAGGCGCUCACUCUCACUCGAUCGAAAAAAUGGGUGAAUCCGACCAUCCUUCGCAUUUCGAACAUAAUAGAAGGGGGUCUCAAGGGUCGACGCGAUUGUCAAUACAAAUGCAGGACGAAGAUGAAGAUGAUUAUGCUUUGGCAGCCUUGGGAAUUUCAAAUGGUGGUGGUUACAGACCAUCGGACUCAAAUCAAUAUACCUACACUCCGCCAUCACCACGACCUCAACCACCACAGCAAGAACAACCUCAGAGCCAAUUACUACCCUUAGAAAGGAGAAGAGCAUCAACACCACCACCACGACCAUCGAGUACAACAAAACCAAAGGGCAUUGAUUCGUUCGCCUUACGGCAUGAUGGUGGAAUGGGUGAAAUGUCAAGGGGUCCGACGUUCUGGUCCCAAGGGCAAAAUGGUUAUGGUAAUGGUAAUGGAAGUGGAUUGACAAGGUCAUCUACCGUAUCAAGUUUGUCAAGCGUAUCAAGCGAAUCAACAAUGAUGAGACCGGAGAGCCCAUACCGAGGACCUACGGGACCAUCGCAUCCAUAUAAUAUGUAUAAUCAAGAAUCUCGAUUAGCAAGAACAGCGAGUAUAGCAACAACUUCAACGACCCCGGCACCACCACAAGAAAUGUUGUACACAGGUCCAAGUGGACCAACACAUCCUUAUGGCAUGUACCCGCAGAGUACAGUUCCAGGUGAUUCUGAUCAUUUGCCCAUUGCACCUAUUCCGGUUGGUUUCCCUGGCCUUAACAAUGAUUAUCAACGAAGAUUAGGUCCGGAAGGUGAGGAGGCAGCGGAUCUCAUUGGGCCUGAUGGACACACGGAACAACUGCCACCUUAUACCAAAUACCCAGAUGAGGCGUUUGCUAGGAAAUCACGUCCCGCAUCUAUAACUACAUCUGUACCUGUACCUACAAUACAAAUGCCAGCUCCUAUUAUUCCCAUAUCUGGUGCUGGAGGUAUGGGACUAGCGACCCGAAAUCCAGAGUUUGCAUCACAAGAAGAUCUUCACUCAUCUCGUUCGCGCCAAUCAACCAGGAGUGUCAUGUCAGAUCGAAGCUCACAUCACAGCAAUAACGCCGAAAUGGAAUAUUCCGAAAAGCCCCCUUUGAAGAAAUGGCAGAUUGCUGCCAAAAGAAAAUUAUGUGGCAUCGUUCCUUUAUGGGUUGUCGUUUUAAUAGCAUUCGUCUUCAUUCUUUUUGGCAUCGUGCUAGGAACCGUUUUUGCCAUUCUGAGGCCAAGACAUAAUAAUGACACCCCUAACAACCAACCGUCUAAUGAUCAGUCAGUCUUCGUCAACUAACACCUUUGAAAGGUUGCUAACCUUUGAUAUAGAACAAGCCAAACCACAGUAUAUGCUACCAUGACCACCACAUUCGAUGCAACUCCACUCUCUACGGUGCCUGCUUCACUCCCAUCACUUCCAACCGGAACUUACAACAUGCCUCUCACCGUUCCCUCAACUGCUCAAAGUGGUUGCAUCAUGAACACCGCCCAAAACUCGGCCUGGAGUUGCUCUAUCCCAAUGACACCCCUUGAAAUGUCUAUAGUAGAUAUUCCAGGAGGAAGUGCACUCGCCAAUAAGGAAAUUAUGAUGAACUAUGGCAACUCAUCGUUAAACUUCUAUCCAUAUGGCGCUCAACCACCGAUUUUAUCCACUGCUCAAGUGCUCUCUCUCGUCAAUGAUUCACAAUAUCCUAGUCGAGGCCCAGCUUGGUUUUUCCAAAUGUCAUACAACAAGGUAGUUGUGUUACCACAGAAGUCUCUUUCAACAACUAUGAAGCGUGGCCAGUCCGCUGCCGGUUUCAUGAAUCACAAAGGCGUAGCUCAAGCGGGAGAUCAACCUUGGUUUUGUUAUUGGAAUGGAACUAUUUUAGAGGCUUUCAUUUAUGUCAACGAAACUAGCAGCGGAGCAGGUUCUACUACCUCUAGUGGCUCAUCUAGAGGUAAUGGUGGUGGAUAUGGAACGAACAUACAUUCAUCGGACGUACCUUCUUCGACUACCCAAGCUCAAUCACAAAGUUCUUCUUCAUCUUCAUCUGGAUCUUCACAAAAUAAUCCCCAAUUCUUGCCGCAGUACCCAAAAGUCUAUAAAGUCGCCGAACGUCGUGUCCCUAGAGGUGGUCAAACUGUUCCAGCCUACUGUGUAGCUCAUCAAAUUUUAUGGGACGGUAAUGCUGCACCUUUAAUGAACUCAACUGGUCAGCCAAUUACUAUAUAUUUGAACGAGACGCAACCUACAACUUUAUCGCCUCUACAAUCACGUAGUCUUGUCCCGGAUCUCCUUGAACGAGAUGUAGUACAGCGAGAUGGUGAUGAGAGUUGUGGAUGUGUAUGGCUCGAAUCUUGAAACUUGAUUUAGCUUGAAUUUUUCACUUUGAAUCAUCUUGAAAUAAUGGGCGUACUUGGAGAUUUUUGGGUAUUUGGGAGUUUCAAAUGGGAAAGGAGAUCUGUUAUAUAUUGGACCUGAUUAAUAUCAUGGCGUUUUAGAGGUGGAUGUGCAUAGCAAGCCUACUUGACUUUUUGGUCUUUUUAUGGAGCAACGGAAUUGGGUCUAGGGAUCGGCGUUGGUCUUGGGUUUUGUUAGACAUUAUAUGUUGUGGCUAGUUUAUUUUUUACCUUCCUUUUUGGAAUGGAGUGUUUAAAAAGGAGGAAGGUAUCUGUAUGAAUGAAGGAUAGUCGUCGGAAAUUUUAUGAGGAGAGAAAUGGAUGGAUGGAUGGAUGAAUACGAAGGU